Molecule: messenger RNA, 3568 nt
Organism: Xenopus laevis (African clawed frog)
Lineage: Eukaryota; Metazoa; Chordata; Amphibia; Anura; Pipidae
Gene: tp53inp1.L
Product: tumor protein p53 inducible nuclear protein 1 L homeolog
Exons: 5
Coding region: 624-1337 (237 amino acids)
Biological process (GO): autophagosome assembly; positive regulation of DNA-templated transcription
Cellular component (GO): autophagosome; cytosol; nucleus
Source: RefSeq, a predicted model, not a curated record
GGGUUCCUCGUGACGUCAAUGCCGAUCAGCUGUUUGCAAACUCAGUUGUAGAACAACAACAAAAAAAGCUUCAGUCGUGAACCGAGAGGACUGGUUUAGGAGGUUCUCGUGCCUCAUCUUCCGCCCUGUGGGAAUAUUUAUUCACAUAAACGGUUUUAUCGUCGUUUACCUCAUCCCUGUAUACGGGACUAAGCGGCCAGAAGGUAAAUCAGGAUACAAAGCGACCAAAGAUAUCCCCUUAAGCUUGAAACAGCUUGAAAAAAAAAGGUGAGAUUUUGAAUAAAAACAUAUUUGCUGCCCUUGGUACUCUUGGAUCUGUGGCUCAUACAGCAGUGUCUUCAAAUAUCUGUAACUUCAUUAUUAGCUGGAGUGUGUAUCAAUGGGACCUUAGCUACAAAAAAACAGAAAACCACUGUUAAAGGACGAGGAAAGUACAAUACACCUGGGGCAGAAUAGAUGACCGUCAAAGCGUAGGUUUUAUCCAGAACAGUUUACAUUUCCUCCUAUAUCUCCGCAGUGAGAUAUAAUUUAGCACUUUAUCGCUGCUCGUGCCACCUAGCUACACCUGAGCCAAUUCUGUGAGUCUGACGCACUGCUACCAAAGGACUGUCCCUUGCCUGGGAAUGUUCCAAAGGCUGAACAAUAUGUUUGCUAGAGAAUGCAGCAAUGUCUCAAGCCAAGAAACCAAACUCAGCGAAAAAGAAGAUGAUGAAUGGAUUGUUGUCGACUUCAUAGCUCAAGUGGAUCCUGGUUCGAGGUUUUCUGAAGAAGCAGCAACGUUUGAAGUCAUAUCACAUUCUGAUGAAACGCCUGUUACACCACAGGGGCCCAGUGCUUUUGAACGUUUAGGAACCACAAGUGACUCGUGCUUCAUUCAUUUCAACCUAUGCCCCAUGGAGGAGAGCUGGUUUGUGACACCACCCCCUUGUUUUACUGCAGGAGGACUGACGAGUGUGGGGGUGAAAACCAGCCCUUUGGAAAACCUUCUCAUUGAGCACCCAAGCAUGUCUGUGUAUGCUGUUCAUAACUUGUGCCAUAAACCAGAGACUAGUUGUGAAUCUGUUUUUCCCAGGCUUGAUAGAAUAGAGUCGGAUACAGAGGAUAAAAAAAAGGGUAAACACCCACAUUGCUCUAUUGCAGCUCUUGCUGCUCGCAUGAAAGGACUGGAGAACACCAAAACCUAUCUCAGCAAUAAGUUGACUAAACGUCAUUUGGAUAAACAUCUUAACCGAAAAGGUUUUAGACUCCAGAAUCUCAUCCGAGGAUGCCGUUCCCAACAGAUCAAGCACAGCAGACACCUCGUUCACCAGCCUUCACGGCGUCAGUAUAAUUACUGAAGGAAUAUUCCUGCAUCGUUCCCUGGGUUGAGUAGCAGAGGGGCUUUCAAUACACAGUGCAGCAUACAGGUCAUUCUGGUACUAGGACUGUGCAGGUCUCAGUUCUGUACCUUGUAAGUUCAGAACAAGGUUAAUACAUUCUUGUUAACCUAUGCUUAUUAUGGAGAUAUGGUAUCUGUAAAAUACAGAGGAACAGAACUUUUUUUUAAAGAUCCUUUAUGUAACGCUAGCAUUGAAAUCUUGAUACAGAAGAAACACUGAAAUCGAUGCAGUUGCCUAAGGGACUGUCAAAACCAAAGCUAGUGUGUGUUGGUACAGAAAGUACAUAUUCUGUAGCAUUAUUAUAAUGGUUAUUCAGCCACGCGACUUCUCGUUCUUUCUUAAUAUUUCUCCUGAAGAUUAGGACCCCUCUGCUAAUCAUUUCUAAACUGAAAUUUCUCACCAGCACUUGUCAGAGAAGAUCCAUAGAAAUAAGGGAGAACACUUUGGUCACUACAGUGAUUAAGGUUAAUAAACACAUUUUUUAAAACUAGGGAUAGAGGGCUUCUUAAAUGUGUCUUGGACUAGAUGUUUUGUCCACUGUCAUAUAUAAGAUUAUUGUACUAUGUACAAUAUUUACUGUGAGGGAGAAUUUUAAACAGGGAAGUAGAUUAUGACAACGUUUGUAUUUCACACGUAGAACUAUUGUAUAAAUCUGUUUCACAUAAUUGAUAUUCCUACAUCAAAAGAUCAUGCCUGAAUUAUUAAUUAUUUUACAUUACUUGUGGUGGACAGCCAUAAAGGGAUAAAAGCAAUAUGCAAAAAAAAAAAAUAUAUGCGCUGUUUAGGAUGAAACUUAUUGUAUUAUAUUAAUAUUAAUCUUUCCUUGUUUAUUAAUACUAAUGAGAUCUCUCAGUCUAUAGAGACUGCACACAAAACUCCAAUAGAGAGAAGCAUGCCUUUCCAAUCACGUUGUGAUUUGCCCUCAAUUGAUUAACAUAGUUUCAUAAUGAAGAUCUGUCAUAACAGCUCUGAAAUCUGCUCUAUCUUUAUUAUAAGACAGCAGGAAAAUAAGAAUUUAUUUCCCAUGGGCCCAGACUCCAGCUGGUACAAGGAUAGGUCAGUUCCCAUCGGCCCCUUUUUAAUUUCAACCAUAGGCUUAUAUAACACCUAGAACAUUUGGUACUGUCUCAAUCCUAGGUCCCAGUAUGACCCUGGGUUUACUUGGAAAUUGGACAGUUUGCAGUCUGUUUAUCAAGCUGUGUAAAAAGUGGAAAGAAACAUAACCAGUGAUGUUGCUGAUGGCAACCAAUCAGAUCUUUGCUUUGUUUUCUAACUUUUGAAAUCUAAUUGCUGAUUGGUUGCUCUGGGCAACAUCACCAGUAAUGCUUCUCUCCACAUUUAACACAGCAUAAUAAAUAGGCCCCCUUUGUGUCCUAAUGCACCAUACCUGUGUUCUUUAGGUUCAUCCUCCCUACAUUUUCUUUCUCGCUAAUGGUAGGAGGAGCCAAACACUAAGAAUAUUUGGAGGGCAUUUCCAUAAUGCUAAAAUGAGUACAAUUUAUUAUGUAGUCCCAACCCCCUCAGUGCUACCCAACAGCUGUAUGUAUUGUGCCAUUUAAAAUAGUGUGAAAUGUACAUCACCAGGAGGUGGCAUGGGGCUUUUAUAGCAGGAUAGAAUAGUGUAUAGGAGGAGUGUUGUACUUAGUAACAUAUUCGUUAGUAUAGAACGAAAUAAAACAAGAAGACAAAUUAAACUUAAAUCACUAAAUCUUUAUAAAGAAAUAACUUAACGAAACUCCACUUGCGUCCCUAUUCAAAAAAGGCGACAGUGAUGAUCCAUCAUGUGGCGCUCGAUUGCUCCUCCCUGGCUAUCUCCUAUAAGGAAAGCAGGGAGGAGAAAUAGAGCGCCGCACGAUGGAUCGCUAGAUCGCCUUUUCUGAAGAGGAGCGCAAGCGGAGUUUCGGUAAGUUAUUUCUUAAUAAAGACUUAUCGAUUUAAAAGUUUAAGGGGCAGAUUUAUCAAGGGUCGAAUUUCAAAAAUAAAAAUACUUUGAAAUUCGACAAUCGAAAAUACUUUGACAUGGAAUUUCAGUUUUUUCAGCGAAUUUGGGUAUCCUGCGGUCGAAGUAAAAUCAGUUGAUUCAAAGGAUUUCAACGAUCGUUUGAACGUUUUUUCUUUGACUUAAAAAAACGUACAAAAUUGCUCUAGAAGGUCACCAUAGGCUAACAUAGCACUUUGGCAGGUUUAAU